ACUGGGAACAAAACGAUCAGAAAGGGAACCGUGUUUGUCUUUGACAAGUGUGCAACUCAAAACAAGCCUUUGGUUGCCUUUGAUUAGCAAGACUGCAGUUGUUUUUGGAUGGGAGGAGUCAACAUGCAUUUUACAAAGCUGAGCAGCAGCAUUGAAUAAAGUUCGCAUUGCGCUCACAUUCGUUGCUGCUACAUGACCUACAGGACUUUUCAUGUUGCAGUCUAUAGAGAAUGCCACGUGCACAAACAGUGCCAGAAUAUGUUGUGCGGCUGUUUCGAUCUUUGCGGGAUGCCACCAGGCACCGCCGCUUGUCAGCCCCAGUUGGAGGCAAGCUGGUUUGUCAUUCGAGGUUAAUUGACCUAAACUCACAAGAAGGGCAACGCCUUGCUGCUGAAGCGUUUGUCAAUCAGAAGCUGGUGCAAGCAUUGCUUCGGCAGGAGCAUCCAGCAUUCUGCGCCGUGGCUUCUGCAAUGACAGUGGCUUCCGCCGAAGAAGUUGGGCCCGCAGACCAAAAACGCUUUGCGGACGUUUUUCGGAAGGCGGAGACCUGGCCUCCUGUCAUGGCCUGUUACGGCUUGGACGCAUUGGACGCUUUGCCUGCCCUGUUGAAGUAUUGGUUAUUGUCACACCUGCAGUACGAUGGGGCACCCUUGGCUCUGUUGGCACAAUGGUUGCGGUUGCUGGACUUUGAUGUGGAAAUCUUGAGUUCUGCAGAUUUGGACGAAGAUGCAUUCCGUGAAGAUGUUCUUGCAACCUUUUCAUCAAGUUCAGAUGAAUCAAGGAGAUUCCUGCUGAUCAACUAUUCACGGUCAGUGGUGGGACAGCGCAUGUUCAGCGGAGGCAAUAUUGUGCCGAUUGGUGGGUUGCAUGAGAAGGAGGACAAGGUGUUGCUACUGGAGGUGAACAGCUGGCGGUAUCCCUCGGUUUGGGUUGAUUUGCCAUUGCUUUGGCAAGCAACGCACACUCAAGUUGGAAACGGAAGCUGGCGGGGUUACCUGCGAAUCAAAAAAUUGCAGAACCCAGACAACCUCGGAGACGGGUAUCACAAGUCUUGUGCAGCAACAGAUGCGCCGCCAAGUAUAAAUCUGUACGUGCCUUGAU
Durusdinium trenchii is the source of this 1101-nucleotide messenger RNA. The record is from the annotation of a GenBank genome assembly. NCBI's taxonomy places the organism in Eukaryota, Dinophyceae, Suessiales, Symbiodiniaceae.